AUGGGUUGUGCACUGCAGAAUGCAGUGGCUGAGAAGGAGCUGUCCUCACUGGCAAACUGGAUCCAUCUGGGAUCUUUGGAUCGUCCAGAGGUGUGUUGGGUAGGUUCUGCAUAUGGCUCAGGCAGGUGUGAGAAAUUGUCUGAAUUACAGGAAGAAGGAAUAAAUGCCAUUAACUUACCUCUCAGUCCAAUUCCAUUCGAACUAGACCCUGAGGACACUAUGCUAGAGGAAAAUGAAGUUCGAACAAUGGUUGAUCCAAAUUCAAGAAAUGACCCAAAAUUACAAGAACUAAUGAAGGUAUUAAUCGACUGGAUUAAUGAUGUGUUGGUAGGAGAGAGGAUUAUUGUGAAAGACUUGGCUGAAGACCUGUAUGAUGGACAAGUAUUGCAGAAAUUAUUUGAGAAACUUGAAAGUGAGAAGCUGAAUGUUGCUGAAGUUACUCAGUCUGAAAUUGCUCAGAAACAGAAGCUACAAACAGUGCUUGAAAAGAUCAAUGAAACCCUUAAACUCCCUCCAAGAAGCAUUAAAUGGAACGUUGACUCUGUUCACGCUAAAAGUCUUGUAGCGAUACUUCAUCUUCUGGUUGCAUUAUCACAGUAUUUUCGAGCACCAAUCAGACUUCCAGAUCAUGUGUCCAUUCAGGUUGUUGUUGUGCAGAAAAGAGAAGGAAUCCUCCAGUCUCGACAAAUCCAAGAGGAAAUAACUGGUAACACUGAGGCAUUCUCAGGAAGGCAUGAAAGAGAUGCCUUUGAUACUUUAUUUGACCAUGCUCCAGAUAAGCUCAAUGUAGUGAAAAAGACUCUCAUCACCUUUGUGAACAAGCAUCUCAAUAAAUUGAAUUUGGAGGUCACUGAACUGGAGACCCAGUUUGCAGAUGGUGUGUACUUAGUUCUGCUAAUGGGUCUCCUAGAAGGCUAUUUUGUUCCUCUGCACAGCUUUUUCUUGACUCCUGAUGGUUUUGAACAAAAGGUCCUCAAUGUAUCUUUUGCGUUUGAGCUAAUGCAAGAUGGUGGAUUGGAAAAACCAAAGCCAAGACCAGAAGAUAUUGUAAAUUGUGACUUGAAGUCCACACUGAGAGUACUGUACAACUUAUUUACCAAAUACAGGAAUGUGGAGUGA
This is a messenger RNA of Antrostomus carolinensis (chuck-will's-widow), 1119 nucleotides long. It is a transcript of the gene PARVA, whose product is annotated as parvin alpha. Gene Ontology annotation, cellular component: cytoplasm; actin cytoskeleton; focal adhesion. Gene Ontology annotation, biological process: substrate adhesion-dependent cell spreading; actin cytoskeleton organization; establishment or maintenance of cell polarity regulating cell shape. The transcript has 13 exons. The coding region runs from base 1 to 1119 and encodes 372 amino acids. The record is from RefSeq and is a predicted model, not a curated record. Lineage: Eukaryota; Metazoa; Chordata; Aves; Caprimulgiformes; Caprimulgidae. Gene Ontology annotation, molecular function: actin binding.